GCCAUAACGUGCCCUCCGUUUGAAGGCUGCGGAAACAACCAACAUUUCUCACAAAGUGAUUGGCUGAAAGGUUGCACUUGUCACUAUUUGUUGUCCUGCAGCUGUCAUGUUCUAUCACUCUGUUAGAUGAUCCUGUCAGGUCUAUGUUCCUGCUUGAAGGUGUUUGGAUACUCAACAUUAUAUCAACUGCAGUGGACCAGAAUCAGAGCUCAGAGAGGAACCAGGUGAAGUCACACAUCAGAGCUACUACUAAACUACUUGUCAGUACAGUUAGAAUCAUACAGUAGAUAUUACCAUUACAAGUCAGUUAGAAAGGUUAUCAAACAGUUAGUUAAGAUGGAUGCCUACGUCAACAAAGAGGUUGUUGAAAACAAGAAUGGAGCAAUGAGGAGAGUGACGACUGAGACACAUCCCUCAGCACCUGACGGUUCAGGGAGAAGACUCUACGGGAUGGUUGCUGUAAGCUUUGGGAUGCUGUGUGUUCUACAAAUAUGUUUAAAUGACUGGCAAACCACAUCCAAUAUAUUCUGUCCUCUUUUAGCAGACUGUCUGACUGAAGAGACAGACCAGCAACAGAGGGAGAAAGAUGAUCUUAUGGGAACGUUUUCUAAUCCGGGCUGGAACAAGUUUGAAUCCUGUUGGUACUUCGUCUCUUCUGAGAGUAAAACCUGGAGUGAGAGCAGACAGGACUGUGUGGAGAGAGGAGCAGACCUGGUGAUCGUAAACAGCAGAAAGAAACAGAGAUUUAUCUUUGCCUUCAACAAGAGAGCCUGGAUCGGUCUGACUGACAAUGAGACUGAGGGGUCCUGGAAAUGGGUAGAUGGCACACCACUGAUAACAAGUUACUGGAUAAUCGACCAGCCUAAUAAUGGACGAAGUGUUUCAACCUUUCCGGGGGAGGACUGUGUUGAAUUACAAAAUGGACAAGACCAGCCUGAAAAGACAUGGAAUGAUUUAAAUUGUGCACAAAAACGUAUCUGGAUUUGUGAGUUGUGUAACAAUAACUCACAGUAACAACUACCCAUCCACCAUCUCCCCUUUUCUAUCUCUCUCUAUGACUCUCUCUGACUCUCCCUCUGUCUCCAUCCCUACUCAUUUAUGUUUUUUUCAUUCUGAACAUAUAAAUCAAAUUCCCAUUCCCAUCCCAUUUACAGUACUUCCUGGGAUGCAUUAGUAGCUUCCUGUCUUCAGUAGUUAAAUGAUGGACACAUCAGACACAGACAAUGAUUGAGACACAACAACACUAAAAGUAAACAGCUGCAUUAGAACAGAUAGAAAGGACCAGUAUGAGGUUGUUAAGUCAGUACAGUCGACUCCUGAUAGGUGCACAUCAGAUAAGUGUGAGACCUGGGUUCAAAUACAACUUGAAAUCGUUCAAAAGCUUUGAUCGUUUGCUUUAGCCUGCCUUCAGAGCCAGGUGGGUACUGGGGCUUUUCUGUAGCAACAGAAGUAUUUUAAAUCAUUUCAUAUAGAGAGGCAUUCUGGUAGUACUCCUUAGACACUGGAUUCAUUUAUUAGGUCUCGUAGUCUCCGAAUUCACAGACACCCAAAUGUAAAUUUUGAAAUGGCCUAUUGAUUAACAAGACACACUGUUUAUCUUAUUAUUUUGUGCUAUAAUUUGCAGUUUACCUUGGAACAUAUUAUCAUUAGAAUUAUUUUACAUUGUUGUGUCUCAAUGGGCCGCAAGGCUAUAAAUAGUAUUUAUGUGCAAUGGUCAGGUCACUCUGAGGAAGAUGUCAGCUUUAUGUUGAAAUGUCAGUCACCUGUUCGCAUCCUGUACAAUGUAUUAAAGUGAGCAAUAA
Messenger RNA from Oncorhynchus mykiss (rainbow trout), 1802 nucleotides. Lineage: Eukaryota; Metazoa; Chordata; Actinopteri; Salmoniformes; Salmonidae. The record is from RefSeq and is a predicted model, not a curated record.